This is a messenger RNA of Linderina pennispora, 1000 nucleotides long. RefSeq lists its product as uncharacterized. The record is from RefSeq and is a predicted model, not a curated record. The coding region runs from base 94 to 864 and encodes 256 amino acids. The transcript has 2 exons. NCBI's taxonomy places the organism in Eukaryota, Fungi, Kickxellomycota, Kickxellomycetes, Kickxellales, Kickxellaceae.
GGGGGCAUAAACGCAAGCCCUCGUCCCGUCGUGGGAAGGAGUGUGAGCGCUUCUUCUCUACUCCUCUAGCAGAAAACCUAAAUUUCUUUCACAAUGGGCACCUUCCGCAACGCUUUGACUGAUGCCGACCAAGAAUGGAUCCGCAAGCAAAAGGUCUUCUUCAUGGCAUCGGCACCGCUGGCCAAGGACGGCCACGUCAAUCUGUCGCCGCGUGGCUACGACUCGCUGCGUGUCCUCAACGCCAACCGCGUCAUCCACCUGGACGGUCGCGGCAGCGGCUGCGAGACGAUUGCGCAUUUGCGCGAGAACAAGCGCAUCACUUUGAUGCUCUGUGCCUUCGAAGGCUCGCCCAAGAUCAUGCGUCUGUUUGGCACCGGCAGAGUCUACGAGCCAGGCACGCCCGAGUUUGACACGCUGUUCGAGGAGCACUUUAGCGAGCAGUGGAAGGACCCAGCAAAGUUCAAGUUUGUGCGCUCCAUUAUUGACGUCCAGGUUGAGAUGGUUGGACAGUCGUGCGGAUUCGCUGUGCCGUUCAUGGACUACAAGGCGGAGCGCGAGACACUGGUCAAGGUUUAUGCAGAAAGGUCUGAGGAACUUGCACUGAAACGCCGUAUCGAGAACAACACACUCAGCAUCGAUGGGUUGCCAAGCUACCUCAAUGGUACCGACCCUGGCAACACUACCAAGAUAAGGCUGAUGGCCAUGGUGGAUGCCGCCGCACCCUGGCUCGGAGGAAUUGCACUAGGCGCUGCUGCUGCUGCUGCAGUCUUCAAGAACUACCAGUAUUUCACGUGCCCCCUUCUCCGCCCCCGAGGCAAAUUGCGUCUGAACUUGCAGGCGUGCGGUAAUAAUCCCCAGUGGUGACGAUUUUGUUGUUUUUUGGGGGUAUGAGAGAGCACAAACACGGGUCGGGGCGUCGCUUUCAGGCGCGCAUUCAAUCACCCUCUCCUGCGCUUAUACAAAAAGGCCCACGUCGUUUUGUUGGCUGUUUGUACGCCAG